GGCGGGCGCUCGGUCCGAGCAUGCGCGGACGCUGUCGGAGGGUCGAUGGACGAUCGGGAGUAUUUCCUGACCGCGGCCCAGAAAGCGGUGAAGGAGAAAUACCCGCCCGUUAGCAAGAAGUACGAAUAUUUGGACCACACUGCGGAUGUACAGUUGCAUUCAUGGGGCGAUACAUUAGAAGAGGCAUUUGAACAGAUUGUAAUGGCUAUGUUUGGCUAUAUGACUGACAUUGAAACCGUGCAACCAUCAACAACAAUUGAAGUAGAGGCUGAAGGCCAUGACAUGAUGUCCCUGCUCUACAACUUUAUGGAUGAAUGGCUGUAUCAAUUCAGCGCAGAAAUGUUUUUCAUUCCAAGGGAGAUGAAAGUGAUUCACAUGGAUAGAGUUAAUUAUAAGAUUCGAUCAAUCGGGUGGGGAGAACAGUUUGAUUUGGAAAAACAUCCUCAAGGCACUGAAGUCAAAGCCAUCACAUACUCAGCAAUGCAGAUCCACGAAGAUGAGAAACCUCAAAUUUUUGUCAUAAUUGAUAUUUGAUUUUCAUUUUAAAUGUUUCUUGUGUGUUUUGAAAUGUGUACAGUGUAUACUUUGACAUUUUCUUGAAAUAACUGAUGAGAGUGUGAAUGUAAGAUAAGUCCCACUACUAGAAGAACAGCCUCUUCUAUUUACGUUUAAAAUGCACUCCUUUUAAUUUAUUAAAGAACUCCAUAACAGAAGGUACCAGAUUCCCUACAAUCUGUCUUUAUUAGUGAAAUAUAAUCAGAAUGACUGACUGAUGGAUCUACCGAUUGCUGUGCCCCAUCUUCUAAAAAUACUUGUCUGACAAAUCAAGAGCAGUUCUGAAUUUCAGCAUAAUUUUAACCCUUUUGAAAUCGAUGAAUUCUUAAAAUUUCCUUCUGAAGCUGAAAGAACUCGCAAUGACUGUGCUGUUGGAUAGAUCUACUUGAAGAUUGACUGUUUGAAGUUGCAGUUAUUGCUAGUGAAAAUUUACAUUGUUUUUAUUGGAUAUGUAGCCUUUGCAAAUUAAAAGACAAGACUGAGAAAUCUGAAUGUCACUUACAGUGAAUCCCAAAUCAUUUCAUUGGCAGUGUAAUAGGGAUUACUCUUCCACAGAGCAACGCAGUGUUUUAAUGAGACUUGUACUCACACUACUGAUUGUUUGUUUUUAAUCCUGAAUCAUGUAACGCAUCCUCAACUUUUUCUGUACAUUCAAUGUUAAACAUAGUCUUAACAUAGGUUUGGGAAAAUCAUAUGACAGUAGUAAUAGACAAGCUUCUUUUGUGUUGAUAAUCAUGGGGCAGUGAGGUAGAAUCUUUAAUUAUUUGUUAAUACAUAAUUAAAAUUGAGUUCCUUUAAAUAAUUUUGUAACUUUUUACAGAAGUUCUAUGAUCCUACUAAUUUACAAUAUAAUUUAAAAUGAAGAGUUGCAAAUGCUAGAGAUCUGAAACAGGCCAAAACAAAUUGCUGGAGAAACUCAACAGGUCUGGCAGCAUCCUUAGAGAGUAAACAGGGAUAAUGUUUUGAAUCCAGGGACCCUUUAUUAUGAUAGUUCUGAAGAAGGAUCACUGAACUCCAACAUCUAAUGUUAUCCCUGUUUACUCUCUAAGGAUGCUGCCAGACCUAUUGAGUUUUUCUAACAAUUUCUAUUUUAAUUUGUUACAAUACAAUUUGAUAUUUUGGAUUGCUUCAUCCAAUCCUCAAAGAAUUGGCUUUUACAAUUGUGCCAAUUUAUUACUUAAGCUUUGCUGGGUUUUUCAGCUUUACAAAAAAUAUUUUUGAUUUUAAAUUAUAUAAUAAAGCUUUAAAAUUAA
This is a messenger RNA of Hemiscyllium ocellatum (epaulette shark), 1808 nucleotides long. RefSeq names its product zinc finger and BTB domain containing 8 opposite strand (gene tslig1). Lineage: Eukaryota; Metazoa; Chordata; Chondrichthyes; Orectolobiformes; Hemiscylliidae. The record is from RefSeq and is a predicted model, not a curated record. Bases 46 to 534 code for a protein of 162 amino acids. The transcript is spliced from 7 exons. Gene Ontology annotation, cellular component: tRNA-splicing ligase complex. Gene Ontology annotation, biological process: tRNA splicing, via endonucleolytic cleavage and ligation.